This is a messenger RNA of Paramecium octaurelia, 2719 nucleotides long. NCBI's taxonomy places the organism in Eukaryota, Ciliophora, Oligohymenophorea, Peniculida, Parameciidae. The record is from the annotation of a GenBank genome assembly.
AUGAUUUAUUUUCAGUAAUCAUGUUUAGAAGAAAAAAAGUAGGAUAUGGUGAAGAAUUAAGCAUCCCUCCUAAGUCCUUAAUAGCUGGAAGAUACUUUAGAACGCAUAAAGGAAGUAUAUAAAUAGAUUAUAAAAAGUGUCGAGAAGAAUUUAUGGCUUCAUUGCAAGAAUACUUAACAAUUAGACUGUCUAGUGAUGAUUAAGAACCUUGUGAGGAGGUAUAUUGAUCUAAUGAUCAGAGUAGGUGAUCUAAAUCAUCAAAAACCUAUGUACCAAACUUGUAGAUAAACCUCUCUGGAAUUUUAAGGAAUUAGUUGCUGAGCUUGAAUUGCAGCUGGAGAGACACAUAGGUAUUUGUUGAGUUUAAAGUAUGAAUUUUUUUAGACGAUUAUAUCGUGUUUAAUUAAGUCAAAUAAUUGAUUUCCAGUUUGAAUGCCCAAUACUCAAACAAGUUUAAUUAAAUAAGUUCUUGUUAUUUAAAGAGUAUAAAAAGUGAAAAGGCCAUCCCGAAGCAACAAAUAAAGAGAAUUUGUCACUAUGAUGAAGGUAAAUGUAAGCCCAAUAAUGAAAGUUUAGGAAUUGAUACCAAAUGCACAGGAUAGAGUGGAGGAAAUAAACUAACAUCUUUUAUCAUUUAUCCAGUAUAAACUUAUUAUUUCAUUUGAUUAGUCAUGACAGCCUAAUGCAAGUGGAUCCGUGGGGUUGUCCAUUCUAAUCUUCAUUUGGCGUAACUCUAACAGAUCAAGAUAUUUCAUACAAGGCCAAAAAAUUGAAUGUUGACAUAAUUUUGAUUGAUACUUUUGGAAUCAAGUAAAGCAUCUCCCAAAAGCUGUUUCUUCUGUUCCCAAACUAUGAGACAAUUUUACCCCAGUUGUCAUCUUCGAUCAAUAUCAACAAGGGUAAUUUAUAGCAAGUAAUGUCGAAUUUAUUUUCGAUAGGCUUUAUCAAACAUUUAUGAUGUAUCCCAUGUCCUUGUGGAUUGGCCUAACAUACUCACAUUGAAGGGGAAAGGAGUGUUAUGCUGUAACUUCGAUGGAUUUGUGAGCAAUGAAUUUAUCAGCUUUUAUUUUGGAGAAGUGUACACUCCUCAGAGAUGGUUUGAGAAGUAGACAGUUUUCAAUAAGAGAAUGUAGGAUGGAAAUAGAAAGUCGUGUUUCUAAAGUCCAUAUGCAGAAUUCCUCAUCAAUGACAAUCUCUUAGUAAAAAAGUUAAAUAUAAAAAAAGUUUAUUGAUCCAACUAGGUAUGGAAAUAUAGCAUUACACAUCUCAUAUUCUUGUGAUCCAAAUUGUAAAUUGGUAACUGUUUAAAUCAAUUCUUCCUAUUAACUUGCUAUUUUUACAUUGAAAAAAAUUAAUUAUCUAGAGGAGUUGACUCUCCCCUUCCCAUCGACAUCAAAUGACUUGUGUUUGUGCGGGUCCAUCUACUGCAAAAGACUCUCGCAAUUAGAAGCAUUCAAUAAUCGACUAACUCAAAAUUACCCUAAUUAUAUUCAAAGAAAUGCCUUACUAUUAUAAUCAACUAUUUGUGGAAAAAUCAACAAUUAAACUGCAAUUCCUGAUUGGUUGAGCAAUUGGGAGAAAUUAAACUCAAACUAAGAUCAAAUCAAUAUCCUGACAUGUGUAGAUAAAGUUAAAUUCGUACUUAAUACUUUGAAUGUGAACACUCCGCCAUUAUAUCUUGUUUUUGAUACCUUCGAAAUAUUUUGGAAGAAUUCCGACAAUAACAAACCUAAGAAUGAACUUAAAUAAUCUAUUUUCAAUGAAGUCAAAACCAUGUUGAUGAGACAUUCAGACAGGAAAGAAUGUCAAGAAGGAUUGGAAAUCAUACAAUUAAUGAAAUCAAUUAUAGAAAGUAAAGAUAAAUAUAAAAUGUAAUUGACAAGACUCCUAUUGCUUGUCUUAAGCGAACUGUUGUUGAAGAUGGACUCAGCUCCAUUUCAUAACGAAGGUUUGUCUACAAUUUUAUAUUUUAUGUCAUUCACUCAUACAUACUUCUCAUCAACGUAAUAUGAGGGAUUCAUUGGCAAACCUUACGAAGAAAAUGAAUUUUAAUACAUCCCAUAACCAAAAAAUAAGUAGAAAUUAACCUUGUCCAAAAUGUACACUCCAUAAUACAUUUGGGGUCAAUUAAUUAAUUGGAAUAAGCAAACUCUUCAAAAUCCUUAAUCUUCAAUGGCUCAAGAAAGAAGAGGAGUCCUAUGUUAUCCUUCUUUAAUAUUGUCCUUUGACAAUAAGCAUAAACUAUUUCCAUAUUAGUGCAAAACAAGGGAAAAAUAUCUAGAAUACUUUUACACUAAAAGUGAUAUCCAACCUGAUCUAUCUAUUUGGUCAUACAAAAAUUAGUAUAAGUAUAUCAUUCAAAUUAAUUAAUUUAGUAUCUAUGGAACAAUAUUUUUCGAAUAAUGCUUUUCAUAAUAAAUAGUGGGAGAACAAUUCAUAGCUGAGAUUUCAAAAUGUGGUCAGGGAUCCUUCGUAAACAAGUUUAAAUUUUGGUUAUCAAUCGAAAGUAGAUUCAAUCAGGAUAAUCAAAUGAUAGAAUACUUAAAUUUCAUCUAUGAAAAGUAAUUGUAUCUCUAAUGAAAUUAGAUAUUUUGUAAAUAUCGACAAUUAAUUAAGUAAAUUCAAUUCUAAUUCUGAAUGCACAGAGUAAAUAACCAAAAAGAUAAAAUAAAAUAAUCACUCAACAAUUAUUGAGGAAACUUAAUAAGGAUAAUUUUGA